This is a messenger RNA of Acanthamoeba castellanii str. Neff, 1374 nucleotides long. RefSeq names its product G-protein beta WD-40 repeat domain containing protein. Lineage: Eukaryota; Discosea; Longamoebia; Acanthamoebidae. The record is from RefSeq and is a predicted model, not a curated record. Gene Ontology annotation, molecular function: protein binding. The coding region runs from base 1 to 1374 and encodes 457 amino acids. The transcript has 12 exons.
AUGGAGUCGAUGUGGGCAGCGGCUACAGCACAGCCCGACUACUACUCGACCUCUGACGCCGCCGCCAGCCAGCUGCACGCCCAGCUGCCCGCCCACCUGCCCACCGGUGGGGGCAGUACGUCUUCGUCAUCGGGCGGUGGUGGCGGCGGCCUCCCCAGCCUGGCCCCGCUCUACCCCCUGCCCUCCACCCCAAUGCCCAACUUUGACAUGCCGCUCCAGGGCGGCGGGAUGCGCAUGAACGUCGGGGGAAUGAUGAUGGGCGAGGUGGAAGCGGAGUCGAGAGGUGGAGCCGUCGCGCAGUUCAGGCCGCGAGAGGUGAUCCCCCUGUUCGACAUCGCCCUCGGGGCAUCCGCGCCGAUCAUUCCCGCUCUGUCGCGGCCAGCCUUUGCGCGAGACGGCAGCGGCCGCUUCCUCUGCGGCACCGAAGAACAGCAUCCCCAGCGGUCAAAGAGCAACUAUCUGAUAUUCGGUAGAAUGGAUCCCAACACGGGGAAGCUGAUGACAAGGAACGGCUCGCCGGACGUUUGGACGCAGCCCAUCAGCAAUCACGUGCGAGACAUACAAUGGGUGGACGAGCAGCUCAUGAUCGUGGCCAUCGCCAGCACGCUCAUUCUCAUGCGCCUGCCGCAGCACACCCGCGCCGAUCUCGCGACCAUCAACUUUCCUCCUUUUCACAAGGACUUUAUACGGGAGAUUGCCGUCUCGCCGGCGAAACGAAACCUCUUGCUCUCCGGCGGCUUCGACGGUUCCGUGUUUGUGACGGACAUCAGUCGAUUAUGCGAGGACAUCACCACCGAUCAGCAGCACAGCGAGAACAGCAUCUACCCGUGCGGCGAAGUGGUGGGCAGUGUGGGGUGGCACCCGACCAAUCCGUGGUUGGCCUCGUGCACGACCGAUCCGGGCACGCUCCACAUCUUCGACAUACGCACCGAUUCGGGAGGCGUGAAUGCGGCGAGCGACCGGGCGCGCCAGUCUCUGCUCUACAACACCACCAAACCCGAGCUCUACACUCACGCAUAUUGCGAUGAAUACACCAUCCUCCUCGGCUACGGUGACGGGCAGAUCCACACCUUCGACACGCGCAUGCAGCGAACCACCCAAGUAUUCCAGGAUCCCUACCAGCGCCAGAUCGGCGAGAUCAAGGUGGACGGUGGCGGCGUGUUCGCCACGUUUGGCGUGCCCGAGGUCACGCUUUGGAAAGUGGGAGAGUCACGCAGCUUUCAAGUCUGGGGCCACAACAACAUGUGUCCGCCGCAGCUGCCAAACAACAUGUCCUACAAGACCUCGGGCGAGUUUCUCUCGCACAGCUCGGCCCUGGCCGUUACCGAUUCAAACGGGCUGCUGUCCUACUAUCAGAUCCCGCCGGUGUUGUAG